This is a messenger RNA of Ceraceosorus guamensis, 1896 nucleotides long. RefSeq names its product FAD/NAD(P)-binding domain-containing protein. The transcript has 6 exons. Gene Ontology annotation, molecular function: NADH dehydrogenase activity. Lineage: Eukaryota; Fungi; Basidiomycota; Exobasidiomycetes; Ceraceosorales; Ceraceosoraceae. The coding region runs from base 1 to 1896 and encodes 631 amino acids. The record is from RefSeq and is a predicted model, not a curated record.
AUGUUUGCCAGCUCGACGUUGCGUGUGGCGACGCAUCAGUGCGCUCUGCGAGCCCAUUCGGCGCGCCGAGCUGGAGCUGGUGCUGCUGCUGACGUAAUCAUCCCACGAGUCUGCAAGCAGGCGGCGCGCGUCGCUCCACCCUUGGGCUCUUCGCAGAGAUCGUUUUGGGGAGCCAGCAGCGCUGUGGCUGCGGCUGCGUCUGCGUCUGCGUCUGCGGCUGCGGCUGCGGCUCAGAAUCCUCUGCUGGAGACGCCUACAGCCAAAGCGGCAGCGCAACAGGUGCGAUUCCAGCCGGGUCCUGCUGCUGCUGCUGCUGCUGCUUCUGCUGCUUCCUCCUCCUCCUCUUCUCCUCCCACACCGCCCCCAUCGCCCCCGCCCCCGCCCCCGCCCCCGCGCGCUGGCUUCUUCAAGAGACUGCGCAGAUGGACCUACUUGACGCUGCUGCUGGGUGCGGGCACGCUGGCUUACUACGUGCACGAGAGCAAUCACCCGCCGGACCAACAGCUGCCUCUGGACCCCACCAAAAAGACCAUCGUCGUGCUGGGCUCAGGUUGGGGCGCUACUGCCCUACUCAAGGAGAUUGACAAUCUCGAGUACAAUGUCAUCGUCAUUAGCAAGGAAAACUACUUCCUGUACACGCCGCUCCUGCCGCAAGUCACAGUGGGCACCGUCUCGCCUCGUUCCAUCGCCCAGCCUACGAGGCACAAUACACGCUACAAGACUCGCGAAGUGCAGGUGCUCGAAGCAGAGGCCACCAAGAUCAACGUCAAGGACAAGACCGUCACCUUUGAAGACCGCAACAGCGAAAUCUACGGGGCAAACAAUGGCAGCGAGACGACUGUCAAGUACGACUAUCUCGUCGUGGCCGUCGGCUCGCAGAAUCAAACGUUCAACAUUCCUGGCAUCAAGGAGCACGCAUUCUUCCUCAAGGAAUUGCAGGAUGCCAGCAAGAUCAGGCAGCGCAUCAUGGAUCUGAUCGAAAAGGCUAGCUUGGUGGGCCAGUCGGAUGAGGAGAUGGAUAGGUUGCUGCACAUUUGCGUUGUUGGUGGAGGACCUACGGGCGUGGAAGCGGCAGCGGAGAUGCACGACUUUGUGGAUGAUCUGAGCAAGUGGUACCCUGCCGUCGCGAAUCGCGUUCGCGUGACGCUUGUCGAAGCGCUGCCUCAGAUUCUGCCCGCAUUCAGCAAGGGUCUGGUGGAGUACACGGAGAGCACAUUCAAAUCCAACAAGAUCGACAUUCUCGCCAAGCACAUGGUCAAGGGACUGGAUGAAAAGAGCGUGACGAUGCAAGGCCCAGAAGGCAUCGUCAAUUUGCCCUGCGGCAUGCUCAUCUGGGCCGCGGGAAAUACGAGCAGGCCGAUCAGCCGCGACUUGCAGGCUCAACUCAAGGAGACGCAGACGGAGCGAAGAGGUUUAAAGGUGGAUGAGCAGCUGAGAUUGAUUGGCGCCGAGGAUAGCAUCUUUGCCGUGGGCGACGCCACAGCGACUCAGUGGGCUCCCACGGCUCAAGCCGCUUCGCAGCAAGGCUCCUACAUUGCCAAGAUCUUUGCGCAGCUGGCUCAUGCGGAUCAGCUGGCUCAGAAGGCCUCGGAGGCGCUGCGUGCAGGCAGACCAUCGGACGAGGUGGAGAAGCUGCAAAAGCGGGCAGACAGGGCUGCCAAGUUGCCACCUUUCAAAUUCACAAACAAUGGCAGCUUGGCCUACAUUGGCGGCGAGCGAGCCAUAGCAGACGUGCCCCUCUCCAACGGCGCUUCCAUUUCCGCUUCGGGAACUGCCACGUACUUGUUUUGGAGAUCGGCAUACCUCAGCAUGCUCUUCAGUCUGCGCAAUCGAACCCAAGUCGCGGCGGAUUGGGUCAAGGUGUGGCUCUUUGGCAGAGACAUUACCAGGGAGUAG